Theileria parva strain Muguga is the source of this 2208-nucleotide messenger RNA. RefSeq lists its product as uncharacterized. NCBI's taxonomy places the organism in Eukaryota, Apicomplexa, Aconoidasida, Piroplasmida, Theileriidae. The transcript has a single exon. The coding region runs from base 1 to 2208 and encodes 735 amino acids. The record is from RefSeq and is a predicted model, not a curated record.
AUGGUGACAACGGAGGUUAGUAGUGAUUCCAAUUGUGUUACUCCUGGAAAAUGUGAUUCUGUAACGAUAAAUCUGGCUAGAAAAAAGUCUACAGUUAGGUUUGAAUGUUUUGAAAGAUACAAAUCCAUCUAUGAUUUUUCAGAUGCCGUAGAUUCAGUCUUAACAUACAUGGAUUAUUUGAGACCUCCUCCAAAUGAAUUUGGAAGGUUAUUAGGAAAAGAUCCAUCAAUUUGGGGGACAAAGAAUAUAAAUAAAUCUACAGCAAGGGUCUUGCUGUACAGAGGUGAUGAGAGAUAUAUCCUGGUAGUGCCAACCAACUCCAAUAUGACACUAUUCCACGAACGUGGAGACUACUCAUGGGAACGUAUCAACACUCAAGUAAACUUGUCAAAGCUGGAAAUUGGUGAAGGAUAUACUCAUGAUUUUCAAGAGUAUUUUCAUUCCGAGUUAGGAGAUUCUAGGGACCUCAACAAGCUUGAAGAUUCAGAUCCAUUUGAACCUUAUUACUAUGAUCUUGAUGAGACUAAUUUUAAAAUUGUUUUCAAUACGUUUUGCCAUAGUAUUUCAUAUUCUGGGAACAUAAUUUGGGAACGAACCAGAGAUAACGCUCGCCACGGCUAUCCCAAUUCCCUCAAUUUUGACCUGAUUUCAGGUGAUGUAACCAUCACUUUCAUCGAUGGAACUACUGAGCCUCUGUACAGUAUUAGACCUAAUGUCAAACGAUCUAGACGUGGAGAUAAUUCCACUAUCUUAGUUAACCUGAAACUUGAACCAAAUAAUGAAAAUUCUGAUAUAAAUAAUGAAAAUUCUGAUAUAAAUAAUGAAAAUUCUGAUAUAAAUAAUGAAAAUUCUGAUAUAAAUAAUGAAAAUUCUGAUGUAAAUAAUGGAAAUAUGGUGAAGGAGCCAUUUGAACCAAAGGUUAUAACUCUAGACAUAUCGACGAUAAUGUCAACAAACGAGUAUAAAACGGUUUCUGGUCCAGGUUUCCACCAUUUCAAGGCUAAUGAUGGGUUUGUGUUUGGGAAAAUAGUUGAAGGCCGUAGAGUGAUUAAAAAAUUAGAUAAUCCCAUAAAGUGCUAUGAAGUCUACGAAGUCUAUCCCGCGUAUUAUGACAACGAUAAUUCAAAUACAGAACGAUUUCAGUUUCUCAGGCCUAACAAAGAUAAUUUAAAAUUCUAUACCAAUAAUAAAUUACUCAUGCCUGAGGAUUACAAGGUUAAAUCUACCAAGUAUCGUUAUAGAAUUGACUUUCUUAAGCCUUUAUACAAGAUAACAUAUGGUGACAAGGUAAUCUGGGUUUUUGACUAUUAUGAACACGAGUUUCUGCCUACCAGUCUUUACUUCACACACAUGAAUAACAUGACACUAACAUUUCCCAAUGGAGUUCGUAGAGAUGUUAAAAUCAGUGUUAACUUGUUAAAAAUGUACAAACUUCAAAAUAGUAACACUGAAAAUAGUAAGAUGGAACUGGAAGAAGGAGACUACGAGAUUAUGAAACCGGGAGAUAACAAAAGAUUUUACACUUUAAAAGAUAAUAUUAAAUGUGUUGAGGUUUGGUAUGAUGGAUACAUAGUCUGGCAAUAUGAUAAAGAGUAUCCUAUAUCAAUUUGCUGCGACUACACAUUGGACAGAGUUGACAUUAGAUUCACUAAAUAUGUAGGCUCAUUUGUCAGAUUUGAAGGCUCCAGUUCGUUUACGCAAGUUCAUUACUUCCCUAACCACUUAAAACUCUAUGCACAGGAUGAUAAAAUUGUAGAACUGGAUCAGGAUAAUUAUAGAAUUGAAGUUGUUAAUUCUACGACUGUAAAGUAUGUAAUUAAGCCUGUGAAAUAUGACCGGAUGAUAUUUGAGAAAUCACUUUUAUGGAAACAGAGAAAUGGAGCACCAAUUCCCAGGAAAAUAAUCAACAAACUUGUAAAUCCCACCAUUCUCCUGCAUCACGAUACUUCACGAAAUCAGACAAAGAUAUUAAAAUUUAAAAGAUACAAAGGAUCAUGGACACUUAACAACUUCACGAGACCAGAAAUUAUAACUCGAUAUUAUAUCACAUAUUUAUACACAUUAAACACAUACUUAGACAUUAACCACAUACUUAGUUAUCAUAAACACGAUUUUACUAUAGUAAAUAGGGUGUCAUACUGUGACUAUAUAACUAUGUUAGUGCUACUUAAUAGUAUAAAUAUUAUUGAAUUUGUUAGUGUGAAAUAG